Messenger RNA from Magallana angulata, 2354 nucleotides. RefSeq lists its product as uncharacterized. The transcript has 2 exons. The record is from RefSeq and is a predicted model, not a curated record. NCBI's taxonomy places the organism in Eukaryota, Metazoa, Mollusca, Bivalvia, Ostreida, Ostreidae. Bases 164 to 1885 code for a protein of 573 amino acids.
CGGGCGGUGAACUUUGCGGGCUUUAAAUUCUAAAAACUUUUUUUGUUUGCGCUUGGAAACAUGUAAACAAUGCGGACCAUCUAGUGCGCGUGUCAAACGCAUGAUGGCAAAGAUCCAAUAACCCGAGAAAAGCGUGUAGCAAUGCUGUGAAUGGAGAAAGAGAAUGUCGACCAAACCGAGGACCUCACAGCGAAUAACACAAACACAGGGUCUGUCGAAAACGAAAACCGAAUUCGACUUACCGCAGAAAAUCUCGACUAAUACAAAGACACAAGCUCAGGGACGAAUUCGACCCAAAACGGUUCCCGCCAAAACGUUACUGAAGGAAAACGCGCGAAUUAGCAAGGAAUCGUCUGCUGAGAAGAAAACUGAAAUUAAAACAUUAAAUGGACAGAGAGCAACCUUAAAGACUGGUGACCAAAAAAUCACAAGACGUCAGGAUAAAACAAAAUCAUUGUCGGUUAAACCAGUGAACGGCGCCGAGAAAAACGACGUAAAAUCAAGAGUUGCAGAUGCUCAGAUUGAAUGUAAAUCGAUAGUAAAUGGCACUGAGAAUGAGGAAAAAUCAAGAGUCGGUACGAGUAGAGUUGAUGAGAAAAAGAUAUUGGGCGCUGAAGAGAUUAAAAAGAAUCAAAAAGAAGAUGCCUCCGAGACUAAACAGAAAUUGAAAGCAAGUGACGAUAAAACUGACGAAGGAGGCCUUAUACCGAAAGAUGAUGCAAACGAGAUCGAAGAAAAUUCAAGAGUAGAUGCCUCUGAGAUUGCAGAAAAAUCGGAAAUUCAUAAUGAGACUUCUAAUGAACCAAACUCUUGUCCCAUGGAAUUAAAUUCCGAGUUCACCAAUGGCAAAUCGACUGCUACAGAAGACGACGUUGAUCAGCAUCCAGUUUUAAACUGUCGUGGAAAUCCUAGUUGUAACGACCAAUCUAAAGUAACCGACCUAGAAGUCACAGGAGGGGGUCACUUGGAAGAGCUUGAAAAGGGGUCCCCUGUAAUUGACCUUAAUUCAAGCAACAGGGAUUCAGGCAAAUCGAACGCCAACCAGAGCGAGGCCCAGACAGAGGAACAAAUUGACGUCAUUGAUUUCGACGGAGUCGGUCGGUAUUUUUCUUCAUCGGUGGAUUCUGACGUCACGACUCCUUGGUUAGGUGGAUUAGCUAUAGUGAAGAGUGGUGACAUCAUUUGUUUAGACUUAAAUAACGAGCGGAUUAAACGAUUUGACAAAAACUUCAAAAUGGUGUCAAGUAUCGAUAUUCCUUUUGCCUCUUGUGGUAUGACGCUUACGUCACAUGAUGAGAUAGCGGUCACGUGUCUGAAUGAGAUUCACUUUUAUAACGUAGGUAAAUUUGGAAUGAAUAGAACUGCUAAAUGCAUUAGUGUUAAUGGAAUGGCUCAUGGAAUUGCGCACAACCAAAACUGGUUCGCCGUUACGUGUGACAUCACAGAACCAGAUGAGAGCACAAUUCGGGUGAUUGACGCAACCGGAAGUGAGCGUUACGUCAUCGAUCCACCCGUAGUGUCAGGACUCUCCUUAAAAUUAGUUUCUUUUAUAGAGUUUGACUUGAAUCUCGGUUGCAUCUUUCUCUCAGAUUCAGCACCGAGCCGGGUCGUCUGCAUCAAUUUUGAAGGUGAAGCAUUGUGGGAUAUUUCCAUACCGGGCGGGUCACGUGGAUUGGUUUCCAUUGACGACGAAAAUUUGCUAGUCUGUGACCAGUUCAGUGAAAAGGUCCGUCUUCUUUCAAAAGACGGCGUCCUCAAAUCCUCCGUUAUUUCCUCAGAGGACGGCCUCUGUAACCCGGACCUCAUUGCUCGUAAACCGGAUACAAAUGACGUCAUCGUAUCGUAUGGCGGAUUCGGAACUAUUGGUCUCUUCACCGUGCAGUAAUACUUCAAUUAAAGUGUGUCCGAAGUCAGGACCGCUUCCUACCCCAAUUAGCAGAUAACAUUGACGCUUUUGUAGUAAUUGUUGAAGGCAUUUGUUUGCAAGGCAGCCCUGCAAAGUUAUAUUUCUGCCUACUUUUUACCACGCUUGCUUGAUCCAAAUCGUAUAAUUUACCUUGGCAUGGUUAUGAAACGAUACUUUUUCUGUAUGAUUAAUGUUUAACCAAGCCAUUUCAUGAGAUAAAAUUUACAGGCGUCCAAAGGAAAAUAUCCACAUAAGCAAGGAUCCUUCUAUUAACUUUUAUCAACCUGGUUACUCGGAGAAAAAGGACAAGCAGCAUUUAACCAAUCAACUAAUGUACUAAUAUAGGCGGGUAUCCAUUUCUUGGACUAUAAAUACUUGAUGAAAUCCUUUGUACUAACCCAAUGUGUUCAAAUGUCUACAGCAAUAAAAACUUUUACUUAGUAUCAAA